Molecule: messenger RNA, 1236 nt
Organism: Psylliodes chrysocephalus
Lineage: Eukaryota; Metazoa; Arthropoda; Insecta; Coleoptera; Chrysomelidae
Source: the annotation of a GenBank genome assembly
AUGUCUACCACGACUCUACACAACCUUGAGGCGGUCCUAUCAAGACAUGAGCUCGUUGGUAAAGGAUCUUUUGGAGAAGUUUUCAAAGGUAUUGAUCAACGUACUAAUCGGAUUGUUGCUAUAAAAAUAAUCGAUCUAGAAAAAGCGGAAGAUGAGAUAGACGACAUCCAACAAGAAAUUAUGAUUUUAUCCCAAUGUGACAGUCCUUUUAUUACGAAAUAUUUUGGGUCUUACUUGAGAAAUUCGAAAUUGUGGAUAAUCAUGGAAUAUUUAGGAGGUGGAUCCGCAUCGGAUCUAAUGAAAGCUGGGCCACUUGAAGAGAUGCACAUCGCUAUUAUUUUACGUGAAGUACUUCGAGGCUUAGAUUAUCUACACGGUGAAUUGAAACUACAUAGGGAUGUUAAAGCUGCAAAUAUUCUGCUUAGCGAACAUGGUGACGUUAAACUAGCAGACUUCGGCGUUGCGGGUCAGUUGACAGCUACCAUCAGCAAGAGAAAUACAUUUACGGGAACUCCGUUUUGGAUGGCCCCAGAAGUGAUCAAACAAAGUUCUUAUGACUUCAAAGCAGAUAUUUGGAGUCUAGGAAUAACGGCUAUAGAAUUGGCUAAAGGUGAACCGCCAAAUUCGAAAAUUCAUCCGAUGAAAGUACUUGUUUUGAUAGUUCAAAGCAACGCUCCUCAGCUCGAUGGUGAGUUUACUAAACCUUUUAAGGAGUUUGUAGAUAUUUGUUUAAAUAAAGAUCCCCAACAUAGACUUCCAGCAAAAGAAUUGUUGAAGCAUCCGUUUAUUAAAAAAGCGAAAAGAAAUUAUCUCUUGGUAGACUUGAUUGAUAGGUACCUGAAUUGGAAGUUGGAGAAGGUUGAAGUCGAGAAUUCCAAUUAUGACGAAGCAACAUUGAGUUCAAUGUCAACAAUACCUGAUUGGAACUUAACCAUUAAAGAAGAAACGCGCGAGAACAGCGAUACCAUCAUAACAAAUAACGAAGAAAUUUCAAAUGGAGUUUUAAAUUCUUUAUGCGACAUAUUGGACAAUUUAAAUAAAACCGAUACGGAUUUAAAAAACGCUUUUAAAGCUUCAGAAUCUUCGUGUCCCGGUAUUUGUGACAACUUUGUUCAUAAAUUGGUUAAAACAUUACAACCAUCCAUAUCGGAUCGGCGAAUGGAAGAAGUCAUGGAGAAAAUUAGAACUGAGAGUAAAAUAAUGCCAAAUUGCGAUAUACUUUUUGAUCAACUGUAG